Cyphellophora europaea CBS 101466 is the source of this 840-nucleotide messenger RNA. RefSeq names its product dephospho-CoA kinase. Gene Ontology annotation, molecular function: ATP binding; dephospho-CoA kinase activity. Lineage: Eukaryota; Fungi; Ascomycota; Eurotiomycetes; Chaetothyriales; Cyphellophoraceae. The coding region runs from base 1 to 840 and encodes 279 amino acids. The record is from RefSeq and is a predicted model, not a curated record. Gene Ontology annotation, biological process: coenzyme A biosynthetic process. The transcript has a single exon.
AUGCUGCUCAUAGGUCUCACCGGCUCGAUCGCGACCGGCAAGUCCACAACAGCUGCCCUCCUUACAUCCCCGCCAUACUCCCUCCCCCUCAUCGAUGCAGAUGUCCUAGCCCGCAAGGCCGUUGAGCCGGGCACGUGGGGCUACCGCAACAUAGUAGCCACCUUUGGCCCAUCGACUCCAGACUUGCUGCUUCCUGCUGAUGAUCCCCUGUCUGGCAGCAGUGAAAAUGGGCCAGAUGGCAAGGGUCGGCCGUUGAACCGCCCCGCACUUGGACGGCGUGUCUUUGGUAAUUCAGAAGAACGAACUGCAGACCGCAAGAAAUUGAACGGAAUUGUACAUCCAGCUGUUCGACUCUACAUGCUAAGGAGUGUGUUGUACUACUAUAUCCGCGGACAUUGGGCGGUGGUGCUCGACAUUCCCCUGCUCUUCGAGUCCGGUCUCGACAUCUUCUGCUCCACGACAAUCGUGGUUGCUGUCUCAGAUCCUAAGAUACAGAUGCAAAGAUUGCGUCAACGGGAUGAGCACUUGAGUGCUGAAGACGCGCAGAACAGAGUUGCCAGCCAAGUUGAUGUACGUGAGAAGGCGAAGCGCGCGGAAAUGAAAGGCGAGGGCCGGGGCUACGUCCUAUACAAUGACGGCGAGAAGGAGCACCUCGAACUACAGCUGGCGGAUGUUCUGGCGAAGAUUCGCAGCAGAAGUCCAUGGUGGUGGAGCUGGGCUCUUCUGCUGUGUCCGCCUUUCAUGGUGGGUGUGGCAAGCUGGGAAGUGCUGCUCGGCUGGUGGCGACGACGCAGGGCUCAAAAAGAGCGCGGUCAUGAGCUACCAAAAGCCAAGCUUUGA